Angiostrongylus costaricensis is the source of this 519-nucleotide messenger RNA. NCBI's taxonomy places the organism in Eukaryota, Metazoa, Nematoda, Chromadorea, Rhabditida, Metastrongylidae. The record is from the annotation of a GenBank genome assembly.
AUGAUUACGGACGAGAUACGCUUCAGCAUAAUCGACGCCGUCUAUCUGAGACCUGGAAUAUGGGAUUGCCAAAGGGAGAAAACUGUUGGUCCAUCAAGAAAAGAGCUAUUCGCCGAAGUGACGACGCUCAUCAACCAACAGAAUCAGCUUGAUCCUGAGCUCACACCAGAGGAAGUCGAAAAACAGUGGAAAAAUUUGAAGGACACUUACGUGAAGACUAGGAAGAAGUUAUCGUAUAACAGCGACAGCAUGCCAGUAACGCCCAAGUGGAAAUUCUACAGUUCCCUGAUGUUUCUGGAUGAUCUAUUCAGCGUUCAUCGAAAUAAUCUUAAACGAAGAAUUGACGACGUUUCGGAAACCGAAGAUGAAGAUGAAUACAUGGCUUUCUGUCGUUCACUUUUACACCCCUUAAGGGAAAUUGCUUACAAGGAUAGGAUCCAGUAUCUAAAAGUCCAGAAGGCAAUUCGGGAUCUGCUUCAUGACGCACAAAUGGACAUGCUUCUUACCCAUAUGCGAUAG